UUCAUUCACAUAAUUCAGUAAAGGUACGUCGGGAACUGAGAACUCGUUCCACAUCUUAGAGUAGUGUCCUGCCGUGCGUGGGAAGAGCAAGCGCGGUAUUUGCACGAGAGUUGUUGUGAUGGGGUCGGAGAACAGCACCCAGCACUCGCAAGGCGCGGGCUUCGCCAGGGCGUCGCAGUUCCACCGCGGGAAGCCCGCGCCGAGCCGUGAAGGCAGGGUCGAUGAGGAAGAGGGCGGUCGCCCGGGGAGCAUAUCCCCCGGGCCGAGCAUCUGCUCCGACUCGGACCUGCCGUACAUCUCGUACACCGUGAACCGGCCCAUAGGGGAUUCGCCCAAGCUGGCGCAGAAGCACGGGGGCCAGCUGCAGAGGGGCAAGUCCCUGGGUGGGGCCGGAGCCCAGGGAAGGAGCGGCCCGGGCAUGGCCUCGAAGCGGCAGCUGUCGCUGGCGGCGGCCAGGCCGCCGGGGCACAGCAUCGUGGUGGUGAAGCCGGCGGCGGGGGCGGAGCCCCAGGGGAAGGACCCGGACCUCGUGCGUCUGGAGGGCGUGCCCAUGUUCCUGCCGAUCAUGCGCGGCACUCUGAACCUCCCGGCAGUCCGCGACCCGGAGGUCCUGGAGCGGCUGGACCCCGCCGGCCUGCUGGGGCUGUCGUUCCGCUACCAGCGGCACCUGGCCGCCUGCGGGCAGGCGGUGGGCGCGGAGCAGGCCCACCUGGUGGGACGGGUGCGCGACGUGGACUUCGAGGUGUCGCGCCUCAUGGCGGCCAUGACGGAGCGCCAGAAGAAGUACGCCAAGUACGCGGAGAAGCUGGGCAAGGUGCAUGAGCUGUCGCACCAGCUGAACCGCUGCCACAUGGUUCUGAACCAGACCCUGGAGAGCAUGGAGACGCUCAACAACUCCCUGCCCGUGGAGGAGCGCCUAGAGCCGUUUGUGUGGACCACCGGGUAGAUUACCGUCGUCAGACAAAUGUUACCACGAACAGCUUAGAAUAAUUCAAUAUACAUAUAACAGAUAUCAUGCAUUUUUUGUUUACUAAGGGGUACCUCAAAUAGUGGUACAACAAUGCCUAUAUGACACUGAUGCUGUGUUGAUGUGGGUAAUUGAUACUGUAGGGGGCACCAUUGUAAAUGAACGACACAAAGGCUAAAACCCGAAAUUGUAUUUAUUCAGUUGCUUGUUUUAUUUCUAAUGAUUAUGUUAAGGUGCAUUAUGAUAUCUUCAAGAACUUCUAAUUUAGAUAAACAUUUUUCUUUUAUCUGUGGGGUAUCUCUGCCUCAAAUAAUAUUGAACAAUAUUCACUUGAAAAUUAAAACCAAUUGGGGUGUAAAAACAAUCUUGGCCCUGGCCGUAAAGUACUGACAUUAAACAUCCCUGUCUUUUUUGAAAAAUUCGGCUACUCUGUAUUCGUAAGGAUCUCUGGAGAACCAUAUGAUCAUGUUGUAGCUAGUAUCAAGUAAACAGUAGCAUGACGAGAACAGGAUCAGGGACAUUGCUAGUUGAAAAUAGUCUGCUACGCUAUUAAAUCACAAAACAAAUUUACGUCAAAUGUUUAUAUUACAGGUAUUUUUUAUUAUUUUACAUAUUCCCUUAACCUGAAAAUACCAUUAAGUUAAUUGUUUACCUGGACUCAAACGUAGCGGCAGCACAGGCGUACGUAAAAUGGUUGUUUACAUGUAAUAGGUCUAUAUAUCAGAGAGAGAGGUGCCCCUACUAUAAACAAUUACCUUGGAUGUGUACUGACUUUGCACGUGCCAUAGUUUACGAACAUUUACCCUGUGCAAGGCUAGAAACUGGCUCCAACGCAUUCUAGUACUUUUUAAGUUGCGAUUAUUUCAUGUUAUGACUAUUAAAGUGUACAAAAUGUUUUCCAAGAUAGUUUUGCUACCAUAAAGUUUCAUUUUGCACACCAGUAGAUUUGUUACAUUCCCAGAAGUUAACGAAAUUGAAUAUGUACUAGUUAAUGGUGCCAGAUGCAGGUAUGCCAUCUGGACAAAAUCAAUGAAAAAGUGAGCUCUGCGCAUGCGCAAAUUUUGGGAAGUAGAAUGGUCACAGAUGGGACACCAAAAUCCGUUCCUAAAAAUAAGGAACUGGCUGUGUCCUAUUGUGCACUAGGAAUAUGGUUAGGGUACAGGUUUUGCAUAUUCAACAAUUAAACCCUUAUUUUUGUGUCUUGGAAUACCGACCUAAGUGAAUUAAGCUAAUCCUCAUUUUUUAAUAAUUUUCCAUCUUCAUAGAUGAAGUGCCAUCUGUGAACAUUUAAAAGUAAAAAUUCUUUUCUCUGAGAUCCUUUUAAGUUUUACUUUUUUGUAUUGUGCCAUCAUGAAGUAUGUAUAUGCAGACACCAUGCUGAUUUGUACUUUCUGCUAGCUGAAAUGAGGAAUGCUUUGCCAAACAAUAAUGUUACUAAAACUGGGACUUAAUAGUUACUGUCACCUGUGAUCCAGACAAUCAUGACUGCAUGAAUGAACUUUGCAAAACUUGCAAAGAGAAUGCAUUUAUGUAUUGUUUUCAUGAAGAUGAACUUCAAAAGCCAGCAAUAACACACCUUGUAGAGGAGAUUGAUAAAAAGUUAGGACAUUACAAAAAAAAAACAUGUUUAUUUGUAAAGUGAGCACAUUCUGCAUAUUUUGAAAAUUGGAGAAGUAAUCUAACUGUGGGGACUUUGCCGAAAAUGUGUCCCUUGUAGCAGCACAUUAAACACCAGCAGCCGUCCAUUUUCACAGCUGUUGUACCUACUGCUUCCUAACAGUAGUCCUUCAAUCUUUGCAGUUGUCAAUGAUCAGCUGCAACAUGCUUCUCGAAAUUAAACAGCUAGCCCUCUGUUGAAAUAUGUCAAAAUAUUUUUUGAUGGUGCCGCACUUGUUCACUUUGUCUUUGAAGAGGAUUUUCAUUUGACCGCUGAAUGGAAUUUUUUUUCUCAUCAUGCCAUGGUGAAGAUGCGGUGGACGGAGUGGGUGGGAAACUAAAACACAGUGUUGUAGUUAAAAGCAGAAAAUGUCUUCCUGAAAGUUUGGUUGCAUGUGCAAAUGAAGUUGUGAAAAUAUUAUUAUGAUGUCAGAUUUUUGUUGAUUUUUUUUAUUGAUUGAUUUGCACUUGCAAUUGGGCUUUCACCAGGUGGCAAGGAAUUCUCUCCCCCUUUUUCUUUCUUCUCCCCCCACUCCUUCUUUAAACAUCUCCACAGAGCUCUUGCAUCUCUCACUCCCAGCAUUCCUUCCUCCAUCCCAUUCCACUCCAUCCAUAUCCUCACUAGGAAGGCGUGCCUUCCCUCUUUCUGUUCGCCUCCAUUCCCUCUGGAGCUUCCACACGUGAUCUCUCCAUCCGCUAUAACCACCUACCUCUGUGCACCUUAGUUCUCUGCUGUUCCCAUCACCCGCCCCACCCCUUUAUCACCUUAAACAGACUAACCUUUCCACCCUUCUCUCCUCCCCCUUAAUGCUUCCCACCCCAACUCCUUAAUCCUGUCCAUCGGAUUACGUAUUUCCCCGCUCACAUUCUUAUCACCCUUACCUCAGUCACUAGAUAGGGAUCCCAUUUUCUAAUCAGAUUUUGGAGUUUAAUUCACAAUUAGAAACCAGUUAUUGGGGGGGUGGGGGGGGGAUUGUUUACUACCAAUUCCAAAUUUUCAUAGUGUACAUCGUGUGACAAGUGCAGAAGGAGAUUUGGGAACUGUCCUUGUAAGUCAGACUCUAGCACUGCAUCCACCAAACAGCGCAUUGAGGUGACUUUGUCAGAAACACUGCAGUCCUCAAGACCAGUGUCCAUGCAGUCUGCAACAUCAGCCACUAAAGUGCGGGACUUUGUACCGGUAGCUUCCAAGGGUGGCGAUAAAAAUGUUAUAGAAAGGCGCUGUUAUGCUCAAGUGAUGAAUAAAACAGACAGUAAUGUGCUUAUCAGGUUGGUCCCGAUUUUCAACAGGUGGAAAAACCAUUUUUCAUUCAAAACACGACGACGUUAACAAUAAAAUUUUGAUUUAUAACAUGACUCAAAUAAGGAAAAAAAAAUAUUUACUAUUAUUACAAUGUAUAAAGGAGCAUUCCUUUUUUCAACUUUGCUGUUUAAUUUAAAAUAAUAAUAAUAAUAAUAAUAAUAAUCUAUACUAAUAUUAUAAAGCUGAAGAGUUUGUUUGUUUGUUUGUUUGUUUGUUUGAACGCGCUAAUGUCAGGAACCACUGGUCUGAUUUGAAAAAUUCUUUCAGUGUUGGAUAGUACAUUUAUCGAGGAAGGCUAUAGGCUAUAUUAUAUUAUCAAUAACAUUAGGGAUCCUUACUAAAAGUUCAAUUUAGAAUCAAAUGCGUUGGAGGGGGUUAGAUACAACAUGCAGUACACGUACGAAGAGUGUGUUGACAAUGCCGCAGGCGCUAGAAGUUUAUUUCCUAUUGCCUAUUAACAUUGUUGCCACGCACUAGAUGCCUUAUCAUUCUUAAUUUUCCUAUACAAGUAAAAAACACCCGUGUGAUAUUAACAACGAAGCAAUCAGUACCCUCAUAAGAGUUCAAUUAGUAUUUAAAUACUUUUUAUCACUUUAAAUCUCAAACCUAAACUAUUGUUUUUUUCCUGUUUCUGUGUUUAAUUUGUUUUUUUUUAUUGCCCUUUUUUCAAGUAUAUAUAUUUUACAGACUUGAAACUUCACAGUAAUGUUCCUUAUGUUACGCAGGAUGAUUUUUUUCCGAAAAUUAGAUCCCAUGGGUGGUUAAAACCAGGCAACAGUGGGUACUUUGUCUGCAUGAGAACAGGAUUUUGCAUUGUUCAUGCCUUCUGCGUCUCCAUGGCAACGGGCAUCGCGCGGCAGUGGCGUACCCACAAGGAGAGGCAUGUAUAAUGAGCGGCGCAAGAUUGAUCUGCCUGUAGACUGCCGUAGCGAAGUACGGGUACAUCAGUUGUACGUUGCGUGCACGAGUCGGAAACCAUCGGUGCUAUUCAUUUUCUCUCCGGUACAUUAUACAGCAUUGUAUUAAAUUUUCACUGAAUUUUUUUUUAUUUACCAUUACUGUAAAUGGGAGAUGUGGCUUAAUUUUUUUACAUUAGUAUAGCCGUGCGAAGCCGGGUCGGGCAGCUAGUAAUAAUAAUAAUAAUAAUAAUAAUAAUAAUAAUAAUAAUAAUAAUAAUAAUAAUACAGAGCAGAAAUUAUAAAACAUACUUCAGGAAAGCAACCACAAUAAUUUUUUAAUGUUAAAAAAGAAUUGAUUUUUAUUAAUUUAUUUCCAGUUUUUACAGAUGAUUAGUAUUCUAGAAAAAUAUAAAUAUGUGAAACUUAAGUGUAAGAGCUUGUGCUAAUGUACUGUCAUCCAGAACUUGUACAUGCCUGGCUAUGUUUAAGUUAAAUAUUUUGUGUUUUUAAGCUGCAGUGUUUACAAAGUGAACUGUAGUUUUGUACCUCUUAGAUUUCAGUUGCUUAUUUAUUAUUGCAUGAAAAUUAAACUGGGCCUGGAAAAUCAUUAGUUUAUUAAGAGCAUAUUUUUUGUGGGAUUUGCUAUUAAAUUAAAAUUAUGGUAAAUCCCUAUAGAUAUUGGAUUGCAUGUUUUGGAGUUUGUGUUUAAUCUUUCUACUCUAUUAGUAUUUAGUAUGUACAGAAUAAUAAAUUUUUGUGUUUUGACCUUGGCAACAAGACACUUGUGUUAAUAUUUAUGAUAUUUUAAGUCCUGUUGUAAAAUCAUGGACUGUGAGAAAAAUAUUUAGAAGGCUGUGUGAUACAUUUUACUUGAUGUUGAUUGCCGAAUCUUUCACGUGUCAAUAAAAGUUAUAAAUGUUUGUCUUCACAGUAUCAGAGAUGUUUUCAAAUGUUUUAACUUUGGCUUAUUGACUUUUCCAUAUCAGGUCUUGAGGUGCAGACCUCUUAAAUGUAGAUCUCAACAUUUCGACCUCUACAUUUCAAUUUUGACUUCGCCAGUGAAAUUAUUGAGCAUUUAGAUUUCAUUUUUGAAUUUGAUUAUAUUUAACAUACUUUGUAUGAAAUUUAAUAGUUUUUUCUACAACACCAGUUUUUUUUUACAACACAAACUUUCCUGUACUAUCUUGGGUCUUUUUUUUUCAUCCUGUUUCUAAACAUGUUACCUAAUCUGGACACAUUUUGUGUCUGCAUUUGUGAUGUUGGAUGUCGGCCUGACAGUCAGAUAUUGAAUCUGAGAUGUGGCUUUUGACGUGUCAAUCUCGAAAUACCACCUUGAACAUGUCAAACCAAAAUAUAAAACAAUGUUUCAGUUACAUACUUAGCAUGUUAAUCUUGACAUGUAAAAAGCUGGAUUUUUUAAGAUUGGGCAAAUGUCAUGUUGGACUUCUAACGUCCAUUGAUAAAAUUACAUUAGAACUGCCUGUGUAAAAAAUUUCUGGAAAAACAUUGACUACAAUAUGACUUCCUACCUACUGUUACAAAAUUUUGAUUGUGGAGAAAAACUCCAAACAUUUGAUUGUUUUUUAUGUUCUCUUGUCUCCCUCGUUUAUAUAUUCAGUACCUUGUAUCCACAAUCUCUUCAGAGAAACAUUCCAGCCCAGUUUUGACUUCUUAGUUAUCUGUCUUUGCGUAGGGUGUGUUUUUUUACUCUACUGCUCUAUUUUACUUCUUUUUAAUUUAAUUUUAAAAAGGGAGGGGGGAUUGUAGGAUGAAAGCUAAGGGGAAGAUUUUAUACAGGAUAAAAUAAGAUAUGAAUUUUAUGUGCUACAUAAUUGCAUUGCAUAGUACCUCUUGAAAGGAAAACAUUUUUUGGGACAUAAGUUUUGUGAACUAGUAAGCAAUUUACUAUUUAUGUCUUAAAAACUGUUUGGUAUCUGUUAUAUAACUUUAGGCUGCUUUGAUGACAAAGCCGUAUCUCCUCCCCCCUUUUAUCACCCAGUUACACCUAUAUUGCUACAGUACUAUGUAUUCAAUAUGUUGUUUGAUGUGCAAUAAUUUGAAUUGUAAUGCCUUGAAGCAAAACUAGUCACAUAUUAUUAUGUACCUUUGUUUCAUUGAGUAAUUAUAUUUAUAAUUUUUCAGUAUGCAAGUACUUAGCCAGAUUGGCAAGUGUUUGAGAUCCUGUAUUUUUUAUUCAGUUGUGAUUUAAUUUUGCUAUGAUAUGAAAUAAAUGUGUAUGAUGCUAAAAAAAAAAAA
Messenger RNA from Bacillus rossius redtenbacheri, 7081 nucleotides. It is a transcript of the gene BORCS5, whose product is annotated as BLOC-1-related complex subunit 5. The transcript has a single exon. Lineage: Eukaryota; Metazoa; Arthropoda; Insecta; Phasmatodea; Bacillidae. Gene Ontology annotation, cellular component: synaptic vesicle membrane; BORC complex; cytoplasmic side of lysosomal membrane. Gene Ontology annotation, biological process: positive regulation of anterograde synaptic vesicle transport; organelle transport along microtubule; lysosome localization. The record is from RefSeq and is a predicted model, not a curated record. The coding region runs from base 119 to 946 and encodes 275 amino acids.